Molecule: messenger RNA, 2178 nt
Organism: Mizuhopecten yessoensis (Yesso scallop)
Lineage: Eukaryota; Metazoa; Mollusca; Bivalvia; Pectinida; Pectinidae
Exons: 3
Coding region: 205-1842 (545 amino acids)
Source: RefSeq, a predicted model, not a curated record
UUUUCACACAGUUUGUAUACACACAUUUAGACGUGUUUUACUGAGAAACUACUGCAAUGUGUCUGGGCUGAUUUGUUGGAAUACGUUUACGGGGACAGUUAAUAUUUCACAAUUCAAGCGAGCCUAGAAUUUAAAACUUGUGAACAUGUUGACGAACUAAUUGGAAAUCGUCAGCAAUGCUUAAAGAACUCAUCAUAACUUGAUAUGACGCAUACGGACGAGACUAUGGGGAUUUUGGAACCACAAUACACAAAAUGGCGUCACUGGAAGAUGUACUUCAUAUUAGGAGUUUUAGUUGCCAUGGUCACGUUCUUAGUCGUCUUGUUAGGUAUCACUGCUGGUCUGAAUUUAGACGACAUAAGUGAUACAAGUAACUACAACAAGAACAAUGUUAUUCAAUUGAAAGACAUUCUACCGAAUUCAUUUUUUAUCAUGUUCAACAUUGAAAUUGAAAACUCCUCUGAUUUUGAGGUCAGAGAUAAAAUCACCGUCAAAUGGGAAACAGAGUCGAGUAUGAUUAGAUACCAACAAGAAAUCGAGGUCUUGAUGUUAAACCAAAGUGUCGUAACCACAGUAAGCAUAUUGGACGAAAGAGCCGUAGUUUCGUACAGUCUAGAAAAUCAGAAAAGUUGGAAGUGCGCAGAAGACAUAAAACUCUUUGAUUGGUUCUCGAUUUUACAGCUUCUGAUGAUAUCUGUUGAAGCUAAUUACAGCGAAAACAAUUGUCCUGGGCGUAUUUGGACAAUUCCAUACAAAGGAAAGAGAGUUUCAAUAUGUAUUAACGGUUUUCGAAUUGUUUACGUAAGGUAUGGUAACCAGGUUGCUAUAUCUAAAGAUUGGAAAGUUCCAUCGCCAUCAUCCAUCGUACUUCACAUGGAAGCACCCACUUGUACGGUGAAGUAUUCCGGAGUCCACACGUUCAAACAUGAGCAGAUUGCGACCGAUUCAACCAGAAACCAAUCGAUAAAUGGAAAUAACUUUGAAAACGAUGUAGUUGUUUCUAGAAAUGACAAACCCAUCUGUUUGUUCAUACAUGGACUAGGUAACCAGAAUCCUAAAACUGGAUUUAAAACUCUGACUAGAAUGGACUAUUGGGGUCACAUCGAAAACAAUACCCCACAGUGUGCAGCACAUAGGUUUAUUCAAUUCAACACAGUCGACAACGGCUGGGAUUCCACUGAGCUGCACCAGAUGUUCUGCGAGUUUGCUACAGGCUUAAAGUUUGGAGGAAAUAUUUCAAACAAGAUACUAUUUUCCCACUCAAUGGGAAACAACAUCGUUGCAGCAGCACUUCACAGCAAAAUAUGUACAUUGGACAAGACAUCUAGUAAAUGGUUCUCAGUGUCUGCACCCUGGCGUGGUUGCAUGGUGGCAGACAGGCUGCAAAAGUUCUGCUCUAGUCAGCUUAAAGAUAAAGAUGGUAACGUAUCACCACACAUAAUAUCAAGAAUUUUCAGACAUACAAAAUUCUGUUCAGACAACGGUAACACAUCAGCAGGUUACACUACGUUAGGAACAGCAUAUAAAUCCAAAACAGGCAUUUCCAACACUGACUUAGUUGCCGUAGCUCGACGGUUGGUGGACGGGGCGCUUUGUGGAACCUCGCCUUGGGGAAUCGGGCUGAACCUUCGUUACAGUGGGACCAUGAAGUUUAUACAGGUUUUUAGUAAAAUGAAAACUCCGAACGAUGGUAUUGUGGCACUGAAUAGCUGCUCUAUUUUUGGAGAGAAGUUCAAAAAUUCAUACAAAAGCAAAUUUUACAAAAUGUCCGUUAAUCAUGUCGAGAGUUCCACGAAAUUCGGCUGUUCCAAAGAUCUGUGUUCGUGGUACCGAUAUCUGUAGUUUACUGUAAAAUAAAAAGUACAACUUGUAUGCAUAUGCAACGCUUGUUUGCGAUUCCUGUACAGCAUAAACUGUACCUUGGAUAAGAUGUCCAGUAACAUUAUGGUUUAACGUUUGUCGGCGCAAUAUAAACAAACAUGAUGUCAUUUCUGCUACAAGAGUAUGUCUACAAUGAUGUUCUGAAUCAAGAAGUUAAUUACUAAUUAUUGUGAAUUCUAAAAUGAUAAUUAUUAUAACUGAAAUCCAGAAAUAACCUGAUAUUCACUGGUAUGAUUUAUUAUUUUCAAAUAAAAAAUAAAUAAUCCCAAGAUGCAUGUAAUUUAUUUUUCACAUUUG